Molecule: messenger RNA, 4019 nt
Organism: Purpureocillium takamizusanense
Lineage: Eukaryota; Fungi; Ascomycota; Sordariomycetes; Hypocreales; Ophiocordycipitaceae
Exons: 6
Coding region: 1490-3829 (779 amino acids)
Cellular component (GO): cytoplasm
Source: RefSeq, a predicted model, not a curated record
AGACACUACUGGCCGCGCGCCCCGCCCGGCGUUUGCCAUUGUUUAUUUCAUUUCAAGUGCAGGUGCAUACGCACUUUGUUGUUGCAGGCGGUCGCAAAGACGGCAUUUGCUGGAGACGGACAGCCAAAAAGACAGACAGACAGACGGGGCGAAAAAGGGUCAAGACGGGAGACGCGCCACGUGACGCGGCAUGGGCGUGGGCAUGGGCGAAAAAAAAAAAGAAGCUGGAACGCAAACGAUGGGACCACAUGGGCGGGCGGCGUUGGAGUCGGAAGCUGGCGUGCAAGGGGAUGUUUCUGUCUCUUCUCUCACUCCCCUGGUGGGGUCUAACCACGUAGCUUAUUUUUCGCCCUGUCGUCGGCGCGCCCCGUCAUCGUCGGGGACGAGACACACUCUUUUUAUUAUGGUACUUGGUAGUUGGCCCAUACAGAUUAUUAACUUACCUUAGUAGGUGGCCCUUGGAGAUGCUCCGAGCACCCAAGCCUCGUCCACUCACUCCACUGAAGCCCCUCCCCCCCCUUCACGCGCCAAGGUUGUUGCUGAGCUGUACAAACCACCACCACCAGCAGGACAACCACUGACGCCAGCACUCGAAUCGAGGUCGACGCCGCGCUGUCCAGUCAGUACUUGCCCGCACCGGGAGACCACGAGGGACAAGUAAAAAUAAAAAAUCCGGUUGACGUGCACUGCACUGCACAAUUGGCAAAGCUUCUGUUGUCAGCGUGCCGCGCCGCCCCUCGGAGCAUCCAGAUCCAGACCCCCAGACUGCACCCUACCUGCGAGAAAAAAACAAGGGCGGCGCCCGUUCAGCUGCCUUGCCUUGCCUUGCCUGCCGUUCGACCGUCGAGUCCCGAACCCCGAUACUACUGCUACGGCUACUACCUUGCUGCCACCGUCGUCAUUGUGCCCUGGGCCGCCCCGCGGGUCUGUCUGUCUGUCUGUCUUGUCUGGCUGGCGCUGGCUGGCAUUGCAUUUGCCCGGGACUCCCCCGCCAUCUCGCAUAGCCCGUGACAGUUCAUCGUGCAUUGAUUGCCCUGCCGUUCGACACACAGCCGCAACCUACUAAUCUACUACCUACGAUACGUACUUCCUUGAACACGCCCUACCCGCGGUUCGUGACCGUCACCGCCGGCCUCUGCAUCGGAUAGCAAUCGCCGAGACUACACCGCCGCCCCGAGACGGAGCAUCCAUCGGGCAGUCGGACCGCAACUCUUACGGACCAGGUUCCCCGGCCGAACGCACGCCUUCACACCCGUCAACUCGGCUGUGGCACGCGCCGUCCGCCCCGGGCCGCCUCGCCUCGCCUCGCCUCGCCUCACCGACAAUCGACAGUCGACCGCCCCCGACGCUCGGCAUAGCCAUCCGCUCGCGACGCGUAUGGAUCCCUUGUAGAUGACGACGACGACGAUACGCUCAACUCACAAAAACCUCUUGGAAAAAUCUACGCCCGCUGCGUGCUGACAGCGCGCCCACGGCGCAACACGCAGAAAUGAGUGGUGAUGAGGACGCCGGCUCCCAGAACGGGGCCGAGAUACAUCCCGGCUUCGCGCCGUUCGUGACCGUCGUUGGCUUUCACCAUGCCCGCGGCCCAGAGGUUGAGACGUGGUUCGGUGCCGACGAGGGCACCGACCCUGCCGUCGACUUUGGCUGGUCUCUGCUUCCCUUCAUGGCCCUAAGUGACGGUGCACACGCGUCCGAGGAAGACUUUUCGUACUUUACGUUGCUGAGGCCCAAGACAGACACGGAGCCGGCCACUUCGCUCUUCGGCAUUUCCUGCACGCGGCAGCUCGACUCGACCCAGCUCAUCGACCGACCCGCCGAUGUGACCCGCUCGACCGUGCAAAAGGCCGUCGUCGUCAUCGCCGACAGCCCGCAGUUCUUCGGCAUGCUGCGGGAACGUCUCAGCAUCGUCACCCAGGCUUGGUUCGCCCAGAGGGACUUUACCGACGUGGAGAUCCUGCGCAGGUUCCAGGAGAGCCUUGCCGAAGAAAAGCUUAGGGGCGUCAUGCAGCAGGAAGCCGACCGCGAUCAGUACCUGGGCAUGAGCCUGCGUGAGCUUAUCCACGAGUUCAAGUGGCAGACGCUGGUCUUGUUCAAGUGCUGCCUGCUUCAACCAAAGAUGCUCUUUUUUGGAUCGCGGUGUGACAGGUUGUGCAUGGUCCAAUAUUCUCUUAUUUCCUUGAUACCCGGACUGUUGCGCAACCUGCAAGACUGCGCGGAACCUGAGCUGAACAACUACGAGCAGAAGCUGUCUCGAUCCACGAGCCUCCAGAGCAGCAACCGCAGUUCCCUCCUAUCAUUCAUGGGCCUCCCUCUGCAGAUUUUCGGCAAGGGAAGCUUCUUUGGCCCAUACACGCCUCUCCAGCAACUCGACAUCCUCGCCGACUUUGGCACCAAGUCAUACCUUGUCGGCAGCACCAAUUCACUCCUCCUGCAGCAAAAAGACCGAUACAGUGAUAUCCUGAUUAAUCUCGAUGAGGACUCUAUAAAUAUCACGUCCCCGUCCCUCAAGUCGGCACUGGCCCUGACCGCGGCUGAUCGGCGAUGGAUCGACUACCUGACGCAGGAGGUCAACGAGACGUGGGACGAGGCGAACCCGAGCAGGCCCAAGACGAUGCAGUACAUUGGGAGCGAGGAAUUCAUCCGAUCGCAGUUUGAGGCGUACAUCCUGGGCCUCAUCUCCUCAGUCAAGUUCCACAACUUCCUGACGGCCAACAACACCGAGGGCUCCAAGGGCGGCGGCGGGUUCGGCGCCGCCGAGGACCCCGCCGUGGACUUUGGCCUCGACUGGCUCGAGGCCUGGAUGCGCACGGAAAACUACCGCAUGUGGGACGCGCACACCGACGCGAACCUGUUCGCCGUCUCGGAGCCAAAGCACCCCUGCGCCGGCGGCCUGACCAUCGACGACGUCCAGCGCCGCAUCGCCGAGCAGGUCAAGGAGCUGCACCUCGACGAGCGGUUCGCCCAGGGCCGCGAGAUCCUGGGCCGCAACCUCGCCGUCGGACGCGAAAAGGCCUCCACCAUGUUCAACAAGCUGUACUCGGACGUCGAGUACCUGCGCGAGUCGCAGCGCCGCCGCGCCGACGAGGCCAGGGGGGCCGCCGCCGCCUCCUCCUCCUCCUCCCCGUCCGAGAAGCAGCAGCAGCAGGGGCAGAUGGUCGACCUGUCCUCCAAGGCGCAGCAGACGGUGCAGUCGGCAGGCGCAAAGGCCAGCGCCUACAUGUCCAGCUGGGCCGCCUGGGCGGGCGAGAAGCGCAAGACGGGCGGCUGGGGCGGCAGCUGGGGCAAGAAGUCCCCCUCGCCCUUCAAGGCGCGCGCAGCGGCACCGGCAACGUCAGCAUCACCAGCGGCGUCACCAGCGGCGACAGCAGCAGCAGCAGCCAGCCCCACCCCCAUCGACAAGGACUACCAGAUAGUCAGCCCGCGCUGGUCGCGCGAAGCCUCCUCGACAGACGAACGGUCUGGGCACCGCCCGCCCACGCACGCCAGCUUCAGCGAGAGCAUCCUCUCCGGGCCAGCAGGCAGUAGCGACGCCCCCGACCGGCCUGGCUCCGGAGGCUCCUCCUCUUCUUCCUCCGCCUCCGCCUCCGCCUUCCCUUCAUCCGAAGCAGCAGCAGCGACCACGACAGGGGACGGGCCUUUGGACUCUGCAAAGAACGUGGAGCAAGCACCCAAAGACGACGGCUUCCAAAAGGAGGAAUUGACAGGCGCGUCAAGGAAUCGCCAGGUCGAAAACGGCAAAACCACCAAGACGGCCCCACUGGAGCAGGAGGAGGAGGUGGAACAGGGCGGCGGAACAGUCAACACCGAGGCAAAGGCACAGCAAUAAUAAUAGAUCGCGCGCACUGCAUCGCUUGGGUUUUCUUGGAUGAGAGGGAAAGGGGGCUGGGCAAGGGCGUAAGAGGCGUCCAGGCUCCAAUGGUACAUCAGACACGUAUAUAUGCUAGGCAGCAUACCCCGAACCGCAUUCGAAACCACAAUACUCAUAGCCAGGACUGUUUUAUUUUUCUCGAUUGUGG